UUUCUCCCAUGACCUGGGCCCCGUGCUGGGCGCAGAGAGACCCCGCCCAGGAGCUGAGUCCAGCGUGGGAGGCGGACGGGGCUCGCGCAGCGGGCUGUGUGGGUCUGGGCAGCUCCGGGGGGCACCCCGCCUCGGGGAGGGCCGCACCCUGGGCGGCGACACCUCCCUGGGUGCCGGCGGGGGAGGAAGUAAAGCUGAAAACGUGGUUCCUUCUGGAAGGGCAAGAAAGGCAGAUGAAGCGUCCCCAGUGGGGCUCGGGGACGUCGCAGCCCUUACGGGGCCUGGCGAGGCAGAGCCGAAGCGUUUGCGUUCCCUUUCGCCCUCCGAAGCACAGGACACAAUACUUUCCCAAGCAAACGGGAGGCGGACGUCAUCCCGGCCGGAAGGGCCGACGGCCUCAGAGGAGAAAGGCCCCGAGACCCCGGACCGCCACGCGGCUCCACCGCCCACCGAACCCCUAGUCUGGGCUGAGAUAGGCAAGGAGCGGCCGCCGGAUCCCAGGCCGCGGAGGCGGACGCCAGCCGCCGGUUUCCUAGCAACGCCCGCCCCCGCCCCCGCCCGGCGUGGCAGGGGCGGGGCCAGGCGGCGCCGUUGCUAUGGUAGCGCGUCCGCCGCGCCGGACGCGGGCAGCGCCGGCACUAGGCCGGCGCUCCCGGCCACUCGUGGGCAGCCUGGCGGCGUCCCUCCCGCCUCCGGGGCUCCCGCUCCGGCCCGGGGCACCCGCGCUGUCGGCCACCUUGGACGGCGCCGUGAGGCCGGCCUCUGUCCCGACCUGCUCCCGCGCCGCCGAGGCUAG
This is a messenger RNA of Rangifer tarandus platyrhynchus (Svalbard reindeer), 796 nucleotides long. NCBI's taxonomy places the organism in Eukaryota, Metazoa, Chordata, Mammalia, Artiodactyla, Cervidae. The record is from the annotation of a GenBank genome assembly.